AUGUGGGCGCUGCCUCUUCAGCUGCCCGCAGGCGGCCGCCCUUUGGGCGUUUUCUAUAGAGAGGAAUUCCCCUUAUGGCGGCCGCAGCAGUCAUGGGGUAUACAGCAGCAGCAGCAGCAGCAGCAGCAGCAGCAGGAGCAGCAGAAGCAGAAGCAGCAGCUGCUGCAGGUGCAGCAACAGCAGCAGCAAACGAGCCGCCCGCAGGGGGAGAUGUGCUGCUGCGGGGGCCCAUGGGGGCCUCCAUGGGUACUAAAGGCCGCAGCAGGAGGUGGUGGACUGGCAGAGCAGCAGCAGCAGCAGCAGCAGCAGCAGCAGCACCUACUGCUGCGAGGACCCGAGGGUAAGCAUUUGCAUAACCCUCUAUCUGCUGCUGCUGCUGCUGCUGCUGCUCGUCUUGGCUUCCUUUCUGGGGGCCCCUCCCCUGGUGACCCCUCUCUGUGGGGCCCUCCUGGGGGUCCCCCUGUGUGGGGCCCCCCAGUGGGCCCCCUACGUUCCUUAGAUUUGCCUGGGGCCCUGCAGCACCCACGACUGCAGCAGCCGCUGCAGUGGGCCCCACAGUCGCAGCAGCUAGCAGCAGCGCUGCUGUCUGCUGUAUACAUUGCUGCAACAGAUAAGACGGGGGCCCCUAUAUCCGAGCCAGCACCCUUAUGGCCUGCAGCAGCAGCAGCACAGCAGCAGCAGCAGCAGCUUGUGCAGCAGCAGCAGCACCUUGUUGCUUCUUUAGCAACACAGCCCUCCCAAGACCCGCUCGCAAGCCAACACAUGCAACAGCAGCAGCAGCAGCAGCAACUGCAGCAACUGCAGCAGCUGCAACAGCAGCAGGAAGAGGAUGACAUGUUUCUUAGCUCAGGGGCCCCCUUUAGGUAUAGUGAGGGGGCCCUGGGUACUGGCAUAGAUAUAGGGGUAUCUGAUGGCGCGCUGCUCUCUUCUGCUGCUGCUGCUCCUCCUCCUUCUACUGCAGGAUCUACUGCUGCUGCUGCAGCAGCAGCAGCAGCUGCUGCUGCUGCAGUGUCUCCUCAAGGGAACGAUAUGCAGAUUGUCUCCUGUCUCCAAUUUGCUGCAGCAAAUGAGGCCUUCUUAGCAAUAGGGUUUGCUUCUGGUACCCUCGAGCUCUGGCUGCUGCCCCAUACCUGGGGGGCCCCCCAAUCAGGGGCCCCUGAUGAUGAGGAUGCCGCUGCUGCUGCUUCUGCUGCCUUUUGUGUUGCUGCUGUUGCUGCACAUACACCGGGAGUCUCUCCCUGUGGCAGCGAGCAGCGCAGGACUCUUCUUGACGCCUUGGCAACCCUCCACAGCCAGCAGCAGCAGCAGCAGCAGCAGCAGCAGGAACAGCAGCAGGAGGAGGAGGAUUGCAUGCACUGCUGCUGCUGGGAGGGCCUCAAGGGGGCCCCCGAGGUUGCUGCUGUUGCUUGGCACCCUAAGGAGCUGCUGCUUGCUGCAGCGCAUGCAGAUGGUCGUGUAGAGCUGUGGCAGGUGGAUAUACACCCUACAGCAGCAGCAGCAGCUGCUGCUGCUGCUGCAGCACCGUAUCAUUCUGAAAGCGGAUCAACAACAGCAGCAACAGCAGCAGCAGCAGCUGCUGCUGCUGCUGCAGGGGGAGUAACAAUGCAGCACCUUCAUUCCUUUCUUUUCUGCUGUCCCCUCCCCCUGUCUCCUCCUUCCCUAAGUAGUCCCUUCUCGCUGCUGUCUAGGGGGGCCCCCGAGCAGCAAAGGAAAGAAAGUGUCUCCUCUUUGCUGCUGCAGUCCCCUUCUUGUUUAGUGUGGGGCCCCCAAGGAGACAAUCUUGUUGUAGGCAGCAGGGAGGGGGCCCUUUUGCUUUGGUCUCUUGAUACCCUCAGACAAUACCGCCGAGCUGCAGCAGCAGCAGCUGCUGCUGCUCCUCCUUCUCCUCCUCCUACCCCUGCAGCAGCAGCGCCUGCAGCAGAAGCAGCAGAAGCAGCAGGAGAAGCAGCAGCAGAAGCAGCAGCAGCUCGAGGGCAGGGAUCCUGUGAGGGAUUCAGGAGGGCCUCGGACCCUGGGGCCCCCACGCAUGCAGUAGUAGAUAGAUCCCUUGACUUUGGGGGUCCCCCUUCAGAGUCCCUGGGUAGUAGUACCCUUGGGGGCCCCCCAAGUACGACAGAGGAGGGGGGCCCCCAUCUACGUGCUGCUUCUUAUUUAAAGACUAUUAGCGAAGCAUCUACAUUACCCUCUAAUGCUUCUCCUCCUGAUACUCCUCUAGGUAGAGACGCGGGGGUAGCACAGCAGCAGCAGCAGCAGCAGCAGCAGCAGAAGCAGCAGCAGGAGCAGCAGCAAGAUGUGCAGGAGGAGCUGCAGCUGCUGCAGCAGCAGCAGCAGACGCAUGCUGCUACGUCUUGCAGACAUGACAGCACAGGAGGUGUUAAUUUCGAUCCCGAUCCCCUGGGAUCGGGAUCGAGUCCCAAGGGCCUCCGUGGCGCCUGCAGCAGCAGCAGCAGCAGCAGCAGCAGCAAUAGCAGCACCCAGAAGCUGCUGCAGCCCUUCCUGCCGCAUUUUGCUGGGGCCCCCCAGCUUCACCUGCGUCUUCCCCAAGGCUCAGCCGGUAGCUUCGGGGCCCCCCCAACCAGUACCCAGGGGGGGCCCCCCGCCAGUACCCAGGGGGCCCCCGGGGUACUAGUAUGCGGGUCUUGGCAGUUAGGGGUCCUCUCUGUUGUUGUUGCUGCUCAUGGAGGGAGAGUAAGGUGUCUCUCUUUUUGCAUGCAUGACCAGCGGCUGCUGUUCUCCUCAGGAGACACUGCAGCACCUGCUGCUGCUGCUGCUACUGCAGCAGCAGCUACUGCAGCAGCAGCUACUGCAGCAGCAGCAGCAGGAGGAGGAGGAGGAGGAGGAAGGAGCCGAUUAAAGGCUUGGCUUAUAGAGGGAGGAUCUCUUUAUUUAUCUCCUUUGUUAGAUAUUUAUAUGGAGGGAAUCAUAACAUCUAUGUUAUGGAGUCGUCUUAGUGGGGAGUUGCUGCUGUCGCAUAGUUGGAGGAGACCAUCAAAGGGGGGCCCCCAAGGGUACAAGGGGGCCCCCAACAACAGCAGCUGCAGCAGCAGAUGGGGGGCCCCUUUAAAGACUGGGCGCCUCGGGCAUAACGGGAGAGGAGGAGUAACGGUGUGGCGCUACUUUGGAGACGGCGGCAAGACCGGGCAUUCCUUGCAGCAGCAGCAGCAGCAGCAGCAGCAGCAGCAACAGCAACAGCAGCAGCUGCAGCAGCAGCAGGAGUUUGAUGAAUGGAAGGCUGGCAGCAAGGGUUUGGGGGCCCCAGGGGCCCCCCUCAAUACCCCUUCGCUGCUUCUGCCUCUUUUAGUAAAGGUAGGGGGCUUUGGAGAGAAACCUGUGCGGCGGGACAGCAGCAGCAGCAGCAGCAACAGCAGCAGCAGCAACAAUAUCAACCUCAUCAGCCCGCGAGCAGCAACAGCAGCAGCAGCAGCAACAGAGCAGUUUAUACCUGGGGUGUCUCUGCUGUCACCAUUGUGGCCAUCGGGGGCCCCCCUAGCUGCUUCAUCACCUAGCAGCAGCAGGGGCCCCCUUGCUGCUGCUGAGGGUGCAGGCAUGUGGCUGUCUCCUGCUGCAGCAGCAGAAGCAGAUGGAUCCCCGGAGCCCCACAACUCCUACCAUCCUCAUCCGUACCUCCCGUACCCCCACCAUCACCGUCACCAGCAGCAGCAACAGCAGCAACAGCAGCAGCAGCAGCAGCAGCAUCAGCAGCAGCACGGAGACUUGUACAGCGAAGCAGAUAAUGCUUCUUGUCUCCUACAGAGUAAUGAUGGAUCUGUUGUUGUUUAUUGGUCUCUCCCUGCAGAGGCUAUUAUUGUAUGGCCUCUAUGCAGCAACAAAAAAAAAUACCAAUCCUAA
Messenger RNA from Eimeria maxima, 3849 nucleotides. RefSeq lists its product as hypothetical. The coding region runs from base 1 to 3849 and encodes 1282 amino acids. NCBI's taxonomy places the organism in Eukaryota, Apicomplexa, Conoidasida, Eucoccidiorida, Eimeriidae. The record is from RefSeq and is a predicted model, not a curated record. Gene Ontology annotation, molecular function: protein binding. The transcript has 4 exons.